AUGAUUAAAAUGAUGGUGACAGUAGUGAUUGUUUUUACCAUGUGUUGGCUGCCUUUUAACAUAUUGAUUUUGUUACUGAAUGAUGAUGUCUUGUUGGCCUGGGGACCAUUGCCAUACUUCUGGUUUGCAUUCCAUUGGUUGGCCAUGUCGCACAGCUGUUAUAAUCCCAUCAUUUACUGUUAUAUGAAUGCUCGCUUCCGCGGUGGUUUCCUGCAGAUUAUUUAUCGUGUACCAGGCUUACGUCGCUGUUGCUGUUUGCGUCGUUAUUUGCGCACACGUGGCGAUCGUAGUUAUGAAGCUACUGGUGAGAUGACCUUCAAAUUCAAUCGUCAUAAUGGUGGAGGUCUUAUAAGGAAACCUAAAAUACGAAUUAGGAACGGACGAUGCAUUCCACCUGCAACGUGUGAACACAUGCACCACAUACAUCAGCACAAGACGAAAGAUACGCACGAAUUCUAUGCACGCGAGUCAAUCUUCAUGUGCGGAAACAACGGUGUUGCGGUAGUGCCAGGUUCAUAAACAUCAUAAAUUCAAUAAUAAUGCGGAAAAAUUUAUGUAAACAGCAAAACCAAAUGGUGAAUUGGAUAUCACAUGCAUGCAUGAAGUAACCUCCUUCCAUACACAAGUCCGAAAAUGUUUUUAAUGCAUCCGCUUAUAUAACUAAUGAAAUCCUCUUUUUGUUAGAAACACAAAAAACAAUUCAAAAAUAAAUAUAGAAUUCAUAAUUAUUUAUUGUCUAAAUAAUAGUAAAAAUAUGUGUUAAUAGGUAGUAUUGUUUAUUUUAAAUAAAAUGUUAUUUUAUACGAA
This is a messenger RNA of Lucilia sericata (common green bottle fly), 807 nucleotides long. Its product is annotated as RYamide receptor. The record is from RefSeq and is a predicted model, not a curated record. The transcript is spliced from 4 exons. NCBI's taxonomy places the organism in Eukaryota, Metazoa, Arthropoda, Insecta, Diptera, Calliphoridae. Gene Ontology annotation, cellular component: plasma membrane. Gene Ontology annotation, molecular function: tachykinin receptor activity. Bases 1 to 519 code for a protein of 172 amino acids. Gene Ontology annotation, biological process: neuropeptide signaling pathway.